Hevea brasiliensis (rubber tree) is the source of this 1788-nucleotide messenger RNA. Its product is annotated as cell division cycle 20.2, cofactor of APC complex. Lineage: Eukaryota; Viridiplantae; Streptophyta; Magnoliopsida; Malpighiales; Euphorbiaceae. The transcript has 5 exons. Gene Ontology annotation, cellular component: anaphase-promoting complex. Gene Ontology annotation, biological process: positive regulation of ubiquitin protein ligase activity; positive regulation of anaphase-promoting complex-dependent catabolic process; anaphase-promoting complex-dependent catabolic process. Gene Ontology annotation, molecular function: ubiquitin ligase activator activity; protein binding; anaphase-promoting complex binding. Bases 164 to 1624 code for a protein of 486 amino acids. The record is from RefSeq and is a predicted model, not a curated record.
CUCCAAGCCAAGAAACAAUGGAGAAUUGAUCAAUCUUUCGUCUUCAAUCCAUUUUUUUUUUAAUUCUUGAUAAUUCUCUAUCGAACAAUACAUUCUUUCGAAUUGGCAGCAACACAAUCAUCAAUCUUCUCAACCUCUCAUUCUCUAUCUCUGCAUUUUCUCUAUGUUAAUUUCGUCUUCUUUUUUCCUUUUUAAUUAUAGGUUCUUGUGUUUUGCAGGCUUGGUUUCUUGUUUUUUCUGUCUCUGUCUCUAUCUCUCUCUUGGGUUCGUUAUGUAUCCAAGAUUGAUGUGCUCUUCUACCGAUAUUCAAACUCGAAGCCCUCUUCAAAGGAAAAACUCCCGCGAAAAUUUGGAUAGAUUUAUACCGAAUCGGUCAGCAAUGGACAUGGAUUAUGCACAUUACAUGCUGACAGAAGGGAGGAAAGGCAAGGAGAAGCCCGCUGUUUGGAGUUCACCGUCAAGCGAACCAUACCAGAAGUUGUUGGCUGACACAUUCAAUAUCACCGCCGGGAGACGCAUUUUGGCAUUCAAGAACAAACCACCUGCUUUUGUGAACCCAAUCCCGCAAGAGCUCUUUUCAUCAUUUCAUCAACCUAAAAUUGUCAAGCGCCGGCGCUACAUUCCUCAGAGUCCAGAGAGGACAUUGGAUGCGCCAGAGCUAGUGGAUGAUUUCUACUUGAAUUUGCUAGACUGGGGUAGCAGCAAUGUCCUUGCAAUUGCUCUCGGAGACACAGUGUACCUAUGGGAUGCUUCAAAUAGGUCUACCUCUGAACUUGUUACUGUUAACAGUGAGGAUGGUCCUGUUGCUAGCAUCAGCUGGGCUCCAGAUGGGUGUCACAUUGCAAUCGGCUUGAGCAAUUCCGAUAUCCAGAUAUGGGACUGCAAUAGUAAUCUACGGCAUGUACGAACAUUAAGAGGUGGCCACCAAUUACGAGUAAAUUCCCUGGCCUGGAACAAUCACGUUCUUACUACUGGAGGAAUGGAUGCAAAAAUCAUCAACAAUGAUGUGAGAGUAAGAGAACACGUUGUUGAAACAUACCGGGGACACCACCAGGAAGUUUGUGGACUGAAAUGGUCAGUUUCAGGCCAGCAGUUAGCAAGUGGCGGGAACGAUAACCUUCUUUUCAUAUGGGACAGAUCGAUGACCUCUUCAAAUUCACCAACGCAAUGGCUUCACAGGUUUGAAAAUCACAGAGCUGCAGUGAAGGCCCUUGCUUGGUGUCCCUUCCAGAGCAGUCUACUGGCCUCUGGUGGAGGUGGGGGUGACAUGUGCAUUAAAUUCUGGAACAGCCAUACUGGCUCUUGCUUGAAUUCAGUAAAUACUGGCUCACAGGUUUGUGCUCUCCUUUGGAAUAAGCAUGAAAGUGAAUUACUCAGCUCUCAUGGGUUUACAGAGAAUCAGCUCAUUCUGUGGAAAUAUCCGUCAAUGGUAAAGAUGUCUAAGCUCACCGGGCAUACAUCUAGAGUCCUCUUCAUGACUCAGAGCCCAAAUGGAUACACAGUGGCAACUGCAGCUGGGGAUGAGACCUUGCGUUUCUGGAAUGUGUUUGGAGACCCAGAAGUAGCUAAACCUGCAUCGAAGGCUAAUCCUGAGCCAUUUGCUCAUGUAUCUCGCAUCCGUUGAUAACAAGCUGGGCGCUUGGGUCUUGGCAAGGAUAAUCACCAUCCUGAUGAACAAUAUAAUUUACUACUGUCAAUUAGUGUACAUUAACAUGCUAAUGCAGGAUUCACAAAAUCACAAUGCACUUUGAUAUAUAGUGAAGGCACAGGAACAAUAUUAAAGAAAAA